Molecule: messenger RNA, 6602 nt
Organism: Sceloporus undulatus (fence lizard)
Lineage: Eukaryota; Metazoa; Chordata; Lepidosauria; Squamata; Phrynosomatidae
Gene: MRTFA
Product: myocardin related transcription factor A
Exons: 18
Coding region: 290-3835 (1181 amino acids)
Biological process (GO): smooth muscle cell differentiation
Source: RefSeq, a predicted model, not a curated record
CGGAGGCGCAGGGUGGGCGGGAGCUUCCGUGGCUGUAAGGAGGCGGAGCAACAGCGGCAGCAGAGCCGGCGGCGGCGGAGGAGGAGGAGGAGGAAGGAGCAGGAGCUUCUUGGAGGAGAGGGAAGUUUCGUGGCUCGAAGGGGAAGAGGAUGGUGAAGGAGGCGGCGUGAGCAGUAAUUGGAGCUCCUGGCAUGGAACUUAGCUGGGUUGAUUUGUGGGAACUAUAAGGUUUAUCUCUUUUCUUUUGCUAACCUAUGCACCUCCAGCAACUUCCUGCUGCUCGUAAGUGAUGCUCCACUCAAUUUCUUCAAACUCCUUCUCAAAACCCACCUUUUGUUUUGCCAUCACGAAAGCCAAAGUGGAUUUCUCCGGUGUGUUGUGUUUGCCCCCUUCCGUCAUUGCUGGAAAUGGGCUGGACGGAGGAGGGGCUGGCGAGAAUGAAGAUGAGACGCUGGUGGUGUCUCUCUCGGGGGCACCAAGCCCACAGAGUGAAGCUGUUGCCAACGAGCUGCAGGAGCUCUCCUUGCAGCCCGAGCUGACCUUAGGCCUCCAUCCUGGCCGGAACCCUAAUCUUCCCCCACUGAGUGAGAGGAAGAAUGUGCUACAGUUGAAGCUCCAGCAACGACGGACACGGGAGGAGCUGGUUAGCCAAGGGAUCAUGCCUCCUCUGAAAAGUCCAGCUGCAUUUCAUGAACAGAGGAGGAGUUUGGAACGGGCCAGGACAGAGGACUAUCUGAAACGUAAGAUACGGUCCCGGCCAGAGAGAUCAGAAUUGGUGAGGAUGCAUAUUCUAGAAGAAACUUCUGCUGAACCUUCCCUUCAGGCUAAGCAGCUGAAAUUGAAGAGGGCCAGACUGGCCGAUGAUCUCAAUGAAAAAAUUGCCCAGCGCCCAGGUCCUAUGGAGUUGGUAGAGAAGAACAUUCUGCCUGUGGAAUCUAGCCUGAAGGAAGCGAUUAUAGGUCAGGUGAACUACCCAAAGGUAGCAGAUAAUUCUUCUUUUGAUGAGGACAGCAGUGAUGCCCUUUCUCCAGAACAGCCGGCCAGUCAUGAAUCCCAGGGGUCUGUGCCAUCCCCAAUGGAAGCACGAGUUGGCGAGCCACUUCCUGCCACCACAGUGGCUUCCCCUGCUCAGGUUGUCUGUCAGUUGAAAAUCAGUACAGACUGUAGUGACACACCUUUCCUGUCUGAACAGCCACCAACCCCCCUGCCGCCGCCACCACCUCCGGUGCCUCCUAAUCUCACUAAUGGAAUUGCUACUCCUGCUGCCAAACCACUUCCAACUCUUAUAAAGCAAAGCCAGUCCAAGCCGUCAUGUGAAAAGUCCCAGCGUAGCAAAAAAUCCAAGGAACCGAAACCAAAAGUCAAGAAGCUGAAAUACCACCAGUAUAUUCCACCGGACCAAAAGCAGGACAAAGGAGCUCCUCCCAUGGAUUCAUCUUAUGCCAAAAUCCUGCAGCAACAGCAGCUCUUCUUGCAGCUCCAGAUCCUUAAUCAACAGCAGCAACAGCACUACAACUAUCAAACCAUCCUACCAGCUCCACCAAAGCCUCCAGGAGAGCAGCAGAAUGGCAGUAAUGCUCCACCUAUCCGUAGUCUCUCAGCUUCUGGUAGUAGCACCUCUUCUGUUUCUUCUAACUCUAACGGGCUGAUGCGACAAAACAGCAAUGUUCCAAUGGCCAAGCCAGGAGCUCUUCCUGCAAAUCUUGAUGACAUGAAGGUGGCAGAGCUGAAGCAAGAGCUGAAGUUGAGGGCACUGCCUGUGUCAGGUACCAAGACUGAUCUAAUUGAGCGGCUCAAGGCUUAUCAAGAUCAGAAUGGUACAGCUGGUCGAGUAGUCACUGCUCCAAAGCCCAAUACGGCAAUUCUGCCGAAGGCUGCUGAAGUAGUAGUAGCUUUCCCUGCUGCUAGGCUGAGUACAGGGCCUGCACUGGUCAGUACGGGCAUUACUUCAGCAGAGGUUGUCAUGGCCACAGUCAGUGGCAGUGGUGUAAUGAAGUUUGGUAGCACAGGCUCAACUCCUCCUGUGUCACCUACCCCUUCUGAGCGCUCUUUGGUGAGUGCUGGGGAUGAGAAUUCAACCAGUGGGGAUGCUUUUGGGGAAAUGGUGACUUCUCCUCUGACUCAGCUCACCUUGCAAGCGUCGCCUGUGCAAUUUUUGGUGAAGGAAGAAGGCUCCAAAGGCAGCACUUUUAGUGCAAAUCUGGUAUCAAGGGCAGAGUCCUGUAUUAGCAGCAGCAGCAAACAAGACAUGGAGGUCCAAGAUAAAGACCAGAUGCUUCAGGAGAAAGAUAAACAGAUUGAGGAGCUGACACGCAUGCUAAAACAGAAGCAGCAGCUGGUGGAGAUGCUGAAGCUGCAGCUAGAAAGAGAAAAACGGUCUCAGCAGCCAGUACUAGCUAUGGCUGUUGGAGAAGAGGGCACAGCUGCAGUCCCUGAGCCACCUAUGUUUGGUACCCAUGUUAAGAGUGAAAAAGGCUUUGUGAGUUGCCAAUCCACAGGGCAGCCUAACUGCCAAACGGACCAAUUAAAACCCACACAGACCACAAGCCAAAUGGACACCUCAGAUACAAGCUCAGUGCCAAAGAAAGCUAUAAUGGUGAAGCAGGAGGUGCCAGCUGCUGAAACCCAGUCAUCAUGCCAGACCUCAAGUUUUUUCCUUGGCCAGCAAGCUGGGGGUUUCAGUGACCUCAUCAAGGGAGCCUCUCCCCCUACCCUCAUCACAGAUUCCACUGGCACUCACAUCGUCCUUACAGUGACCAAUCAGAAUACAGAGAGGCAGGGCCUCUCACCUCAGGACACAGCGGGGAGUGGCUCAUUGCCAUUGAAGAGAGUAUCAUCUCCAUCAACUAAAGCAUCCAGUCAGCCACCAGUAAGCAGCUCCCAUACAUCUCUGCAGACACUGCCAAGUGAAGCUAACAAGAAGGGCCAGAAGCUAGGUCUGCAGAUGGUCAGUGGGCAACUGCCUCAAACGGUCUUAUCUUUCUCUGCACCUCCCAACUUACAGCCCUUUUUCCUGAAUGGCUUCCACAAAGGACCCCUGAAAAACAGUGUUCCUAGCAAAACUGGCCAGUCCAGUAUGCCGAAAAAGCUUAUCUCACAGCCAGGCUCUCCGGCUCUUCCAUCUCCUUCCCAACUGGACCUAGAGCAGCAGAACCUGCCCUUCUUUGGUACUCCGCCUCUGUCUCUACCUGCCUCCUCAGUAUUGAUGAAAGAACCACCAGGUUAUGAAGAAGCUGUGAAACAGCAACCAAAGCCCCCUGAGGAGAAUGGUUGUUCAAGUCAACAGAUGGAUGAUCUGUUUGACAUUUUAAUUGAACAUGGAGAGAUUUCAGCUCAAUUCAAGGAGCAGUCUUCCCCCGCGAGAAAAGAUGCCGCUGUCUCCCCAGGGUGCCCUUCUUUGUCCAGCAGCCACCAUUCCUCAGAGUUCCCCCUCCAAGUUCCCAUGGGCCAGACCACCUCUGUUAAUCCCACUCCCGCAGGCCGGCUGGAAGACUUCUUGGAGAGCAGUACUGGCCUCCCUCUGCUGACCUCUGGCCCUGAUGGACCUGAGCCUUUGUCCCUCAUUGACCUCUACAGUGAGAUGCUAAGCAGUUCAGCUAUCCUGGACCACCCAUCCUCACCUAUGGACACGUCAGAAUUGCACUUUGCCCCUGAGCCUACUGGGGGACCAAGUCUGGACCUGGCAGAGGCCAACUUAGACAGUAUGGACUGGUUGGAGCUGUCGGGAGGUCCGGUGAUGAGCCUCACUCCCCUCAGUACUGCAACACCUAGCCUCUUCUCCACAGACUUUCUUGAUGGACAUGAUCUGCAACUGCACUGGGAUUCUUGCUUAUAGCUCUCCUGAGUGUGCAGAAGGGGUGUUUUCCAGGUGUGUAUAGAAUAUGGGUUGGAGCUUAAGUCAAAGUUGCAUCUAAAGAACACCCUUCACCACCAUUUUGACCAGCUUGUGUGAAGGUAAAGCCAAGGGCAAGUACCAGUGAUGUCUUCUGAAUGAAGAUUCAAUCUCAGGCAAGUAACCACCUUUCUCAUGACCGAAGGUGGCAUGAGACAUAGCCCUUUCCUCAAGUAAUCAGUGGCUGUACCAGAGUUGUAAUGGUUUGUUGGAGGUUUUCAGCAUGGAGUACAAAUGUCAGCAAUCUGUCUGGAGUUUAGUUCAAGGCAGUUCAGAAGUAUUCAUUAGAGAAACUGGGCCUCUCUGCUGAUGAAAUGUGCCUAGUUAGAAAAGUUUUUUUUUAAGUUGGAAAAAUUGAUUUUGACAUGUUUUAAAAGAUUCCCUUAGACUUAAGACAAGGGAUCUUUUCCUGGUAAGAGGAUUGGGGAUCAUGAUAAAUACAGAACUGGGAUUCCUAAUAGCUGUAGUUACUGGGCAUCCCCAGUAAUGCCACAGUAUCUAUGCUUUCUGGCUAGCAAGAACUCCAAGCCCAAGCUAUGUGCCAGAAUUUGGACAGUAGUCACUUUCCCUUGGCUUGCGACUGAUUCCUGCAUGUAGUCCUUAUUCCUGGCUUGGCCCAGCUAAAAUAAAAGACAUGAUCAUGUACCUGGAUUGUGGUAUUGCACCUGGGUAGAAUUCCUUUUUUGAGCAGUGAGCUGGCCAUGAAUCAAGACAGCUGCAUCAAGGGUUAUGUUUGCAGCCUCCUCUUUUUUAGCCCUGUGAAACCUAGUUGCCUACUAGAACUUGCUGUUUUGAAGAGAUUAACUUCUGGAAAGGUUUGGCCUUUUGGUGAAUUAACUUCUUGGCAGCACAAGCAUCUGGGUAGUAUGCUGCUGUACCUAGUGCUUUUGCUUUUCACUGAUUUCACUUUGGCCACUUCCCCACAAAUUUCCAGCAUUGGAAGUGUAGCUUCUGAUGUGCUCAAGACUGGCAUUACAGGGAAGUCUGGUCUCAGUAGCUGACUGCACAGAAGGGGUUAUGGUGGCACUUCUUUUUGCAGCAGCUUAAUUAAUGACAACUCCUGUGUAGGAAGCGGUUUUAAUCCAAACGGGCUUCAGAGAACUUGAGCACCACACUGCUCUGAAGGCAGAAGCCUUUAGUGCUGCUUGCUAAGCAGCUGCAUGCUUCAUUGCACAGAGGAAAUUUCCUGUAGCCAUAAUCCCUGCUGCCGUGAAAAAUGGUUCUAAACCACAGUCUUGCCUCUUGAUACUUGGUUUCAUUUAUAGCUGGUAAAAAAUUCUGUAUAUAGCACUGUAAAAUUGUUUUGUUUUAGAAAGGAAAGGAAAUUAAUCCACCUAGUUAGAAGGUGGAACUUCUUUUUUUGCUCCUCCUCUUCUGCGAUAACCUGUUGAGGAGCUUCUAUUUUAGCCUGUGGUUUGGGGCAGAAGAGGACUUGAUCCUCACACUGCCAGUUUUAGCCUUAUUGCACAUGUCACUCAAAGGAAAUCAUGCUCCUAUCAGUCUUUCCCCCCUCCCACAGAAAAUGCGUAGUCAUGCAUCUGCUGGCACUGCAUUCCUUUCCAGAGUGAGGGAGUGAGUUUCCUUCUCUUCUUUCAUAGGAGUCCCUUCACUUCUGGUUCCUUUACACAUUAUGGAGACUGUAACAUAUCAUAUACCCCAUUAUGAUAAACGGACUGAUCCUCAAGAGAUGAUCGCAGUUAUGUGACUAGCUGUUGUCCUGACAUAGCCACUGCAUGUGAAGCUUGUUUCAUUCAUUUUUUUUUAAAUCAUUGUUUUCUCUGUGAAAAUCAGGUUGUUACAGUUGCUGAAGGUGUAUUUUCUGUAUUGUCUCUGGUACCUGCUACUGAUCAUAUCAAUCACUUGGUCUGUGGCUGAGUUGGAAGGUUGGUGCUAGAUUUGUCAUUGUUCACUGUGCAGAAGAAUUGUGUAUAGCAGAUUAAUUUCACUUUAAAAGGCAUGAGAGCACCCAAGUUAGUAAAACCUUCUUGUCUCUUUUGUCACACUGAGAGCAGUGGAUGCACUUCAAUUUGAUAUUUACUGGCUGUGUUAGGGCACCUUUUUUAUCAGUAAAAUGGGCUCAUGUAGAAAGGUGCUAUGAACAACAUCUGUCUGGCUUAUUGUUUGUUGUACAAUAGUCUAAGACAAGAACAUUUUUUCUUUAUAAAAUGUUGUAAUUUUAGACUAUUGUACAAUUAGGAUGAGACUGCAAGAACUUUGACCAACCACUACUGUUAACCCAAAAGGUGCCAGCCCUAGUUUGGUGCACUGCCUAUUGUAGGGAUAUUAUUCUUUUAUGGAAUGGGAAAGUAAUUGGGAUUACACUAGUGUCAGUUUUUCCCAGUAUAUCAGAUAGUAGCUCUGCUUUUUAAAGUAUGUCCUCUAAAUUCUUCUUUUAUAUUGAACACAGUAAAACAGGCAUCUCUCUGCCUCUCUAGUUUGAAUGUACUUAUUCUUCUGCUGAUAACCACUACUUGUAAUAACUCAUAUUUGAUUAACACGCACACUUCCUUCCACUAUGCAUCAGUGAAAAAGGUUAUCAGCAGAGGUGGGAGACGUAGGCAGUGUUGUAGAAUUGGACUUAGCAUGAACAUGCAACUGGAAAAAGGUAUGGAAUGAGCAGUUAUUUGGGGAGAGAAUGGAUAAAUCAAAUUAUUUUUUCAGUUACAGAUAUUUGAAAAAUCCAUUUUAUUAAAAAAAAAUUGUGUUCUAG